GGCGGGAUUAGCUCAUCUCGGCGGCGGAGACAGAACAGCAGCAGCGGCGUUAGCGGCUCGUCCGCGGCAGCUUCGACUCUCUCCCUGCUGGGUUCGGCUCAGGCGGAGGGGCGCGGAGAGCUCGCUCGUCCUUCUCGUCCCCCCCACCCCACCCCAGUCUGGGUGUUUGUCUCCGGCCGGCUCUAUGGCUGUGUGCAAUGGAGAAGCCAAGUUGGAGAAUACUGGAGAAGAUCUCAAGGAUGGGGUGUGCCGCUAUGAAGGAGCUGUCGUCAUACUUGAUGCUGGAGCUCAGUAUGGAAAAGUCAUAGAUCGCCGGAUCAGAGAACUGUUUGUCCAGUCAGAAAUUUUUCCUUUGGAAACACCUGCUUUUGCAAUUAAAGAACAAGGAUUCCGAGCCAUCAUCAUCUCUGGAGGACCAAAUUCUGUUUAUGCAGAAGAUGCUCCCUGGUUUGACCCCGCAAUUUUUACAAUAGGCAAACCGGUCCUUGGAAUCUGCUAUGGCAUGCAGAUGAUGAAUAAGGUAUUUGGUGGUACAGUACACAAAAAGAAUGUCAGAGAAGAUGGUGUCUUCAGUGUUACAUUAGAUAACACUUGUUCAUUAUUCAGGGGACUUCAGAAGGAAGAAGUUGUGCUCCUUACCCAUGGAGACAGCGUAGAUAAAGUAGCAGAUGGAUUCAAAGUUGUUGCUCAAUCUGGAAAUGUUGUAGCAGCUAUAGCAAAUGAAUCAAAAAAACUGUAUGGAGCGCAGUUCCAUCCUGAAGUUAGUCUUACAGUGAAUGGAAAACUGAUGCUGAAAAACUUUCUUUUCGACAUUGCCGGAUGCAGCGGUACCUUCACAGUUCAGAACAGAGAAAUGGAGUGCAUUCAUGAAAUUAAAGAGAAAGUAGGAUCAUCAAAAGUCCUGGUUUUACUCAGCGGAGGCGUAGAUUCUACAGUGUGCACAGCUUUACUGAACCGUGCUUUAAAUCAAGACCAGGUGAUAGCAGUCCACAUAGAUAAUGGAUUCAUGCGCAAGAGAGAAAGUCAAUCAGUGGAAGAGGCAUUAAAAAAAUUGGGAAUUCAAGUCAAAGUGGUAAAUGCAGCUCAUUGGUUCUACAAUGGUACAACAACUUUACCUAUUUCUGAAGAAGACAGAACUCCUCGAAAAAGGAUCAGUAAAACACUGAAUAUGACUACAAGUCCUGAGGAGAAACGAAAGAUCAUUGGUGACACUUUUGUGAAGAUUGCUAAUGAAGUUAUUGGAGAACUGAAUCUGAAACCAGAAGAAGUCUUCCUUGCCCAAGGAACAUUAAGGCCUGAUCUCAUUGAAAGUGCUUCAGUUAUUGCUAGUGGCAAAGCAGAAGUCAUCAAGACCCACCACAAUGACACAGAACUCAUCAGAAAGUUACGGGAAGAGGGAAAAGUAAUAGAACCACUGAAAGACUUCCAUAAGGAUGAAGUAAGAGUGCUUGGGAGAGAGCUUGGUUUGCCUGAAGAACUAGUUUCAAGACAUCCAUUCCCAGGUCCUGGCCUUGCCAUUAGAGUAAUAUGCGCUGAAGAACCAUACGUUUGCAAAGAUUUCCCUGAAACUAAUAACAUUUUGAAAAUCAUAGCAGACUUUUCUGCAAGUGUUAAAAAGCCUCACACUCUGCUACAGAGGGUCAAAGCAUGUACGCCUGAAGAAGACCAGGAAAAAUUGAUGGAGAUCACAAGUCUCCAUUCAUUAAACGCCUUUUUACUGCCAAUCAAAACAGUGGGAGUCCAGGGUGAUGGUCGUUCUUAUAGCUAUGUAUGUGGAAUCUCCAGUAAAGGUGCUCCGCCUUGGGAGUCCCUUAUGUUCCUAGCCAGACUCAUACCACGGAUGUGUCACAAUAUAAAUCGGGUUGUCUAUGUGUUUGGGCCACCAGUCAAAGAACCUCCCACUGAUGUUACUCCCACUUUCUUGACGACGGGAGUUCUCAGCACAUUGCGGCAGGCUGAUUUUGAGGCUCAUAACAUUCUCAGGGAAUCUGGUUAUUCUGGAAAAAUCAGCCAGAUGCCAAUCAUCUUAACACCAUUGCAUUUUGACCGAGAUCCCCUGCAAAAACAGCCAUCCUGUCAAAGAUCAGUGGUUAUUCGAACUUUCAUUACAAGUGAUUUCAUGACUGGCAUUGCAGCGACUCCUGGCAAUGAGAUACCAGAAGAGGUUGUGUUGAAGAUGGUGACCGAGAUUAAGAAGAUUCCUGGCAUCUCCCGGGUGAUGUAUGACUUGACUUCGAAACCCCCAGGAACAACUGAAUGGGAGUAAUUACUUCCCUCCCCUUUGAAAGUACUGUAUGCAGUUUUAAAUUAUAUCAGAAACCAUUCCCAGUGUUGACAUGCAGUACUGUGAAAAGAGUGACUGGAGCGGCUGCUACAUCUUAUGUGAUUACUGUAUUCUCUCCUGGAACAUAAUCUGCAAAUUAAGAGUGCUGAUGAGGGUGGGGGAAGUCAGCUCAAUGGGGCUGAGGACAUGUACGGGUAAAUAAUUUACGGCAGCAUUGCCUACGUGCAGAUAGAAUCAUAUUGCUUUGCCUUUUUUGUCUUACAGCCUCUUCCUGUUUUUGUGUAUUUUACUGUUAAAUGUCAUUUCAAUGUCUCUUUUUUUUGUAUACUGUGUAAAAAGAGACGAUUUAUUUACAUUCACCAACACUAUUGUUAGAGCUAUUAAUAAUGUAAAAUGAAAAAAGUGACCAACUGCUUUUGAAACAGAUUUAUUAUAAAUAAAUAUUUUGCCAAAUG
Pseudonaja textilis is the source of this 2739-nucleotide messenger RNA. It is a transcript of the gene GMPS, whose product is annotated as guanosine monophosphate synthase. Gene Ontology annotation, cellular component: cytosol. Gene Ontology annotation, biological process: GMP biosynthetic process. Gene Ontology annotation, molecular function: GMP synthase (glutamine-hydrolyzing) activity; GMP synthase activity; ATP binding. The record is from RefSeq and is a predicted model, not a curated record. Lineage: Eukaryota; Metazoa; Chordata; Lepidosauria; Squamata; Elapidae.